GCUGCGGCGGGAGGUGGCGGUGGGAGCGCUGCCCGCCCAGGGGCUGGCCCCGGCGGGGGGGACGCGGAGCUGCUGCAGCGCUCGGCAAGGAGCCGGAGCCCCGGCGCUGCGCGGCCUGAGCCUGCCGGGACGCGGCCGGUGCAACCGCGCCGAUGAGACGCCCAGAGCCGCCUGACCGAGCGCCCGGAGGAGCCGGCUACGCAGGCAUGGAUGGGAAGAAGUGCAGCGUGUGGAUGUUCUUACCUCUUGUGUUCACCCUGUUUACCUCAGCUGGAUUAUGGAUAGUGUACUUCAUAGCAGUGGAAGAUAAUAAGAUUGUCCCACUAAGUGUACCAGAUAGGAAACCUGGCUCCAAAAGACCACCUUAUAUAAGCAUUGCAGGUGAUGCCCCUCCGGCGAGCUGCGUCUUCAGCCAGGUCAUGAACAUGGCAGCCUUUCUAGCACUGGUGAUGGCUGUGCUGCGCUUCAUCCAGCUGAAGCCCAAGGUGCUGAGCCCGUGGCUGAACGUCAGCGGCCUGGUGGCCUUGUGCUUGGCCUCUUUUGGCAUGACCUUGCUGGGAAACUUCCAGCUCUCCAACGAUGAGGAGAUCCACAACGUGGGCACCUCGCUGACCUUUGGCUUUGGGACCCUGGCAUGCUGGAUCCAGUCUGCCCUCACCCUCAAGAUCAACCUGAAGAACGAGGGGCGGAAGGUGGGGAUCCCACGGGUGGCCCUCUCGGCCAGCAUCACCCUCUGCGUGGUGCUCUAUUUCAUCCUGAUGGCACAGGGCAUUCACAUGCACGCCUCCAGGAUCCAGUGGGGCCUGGUGAUGUGCUUCCUGUGCUACUUUGGCACCUUUGCAGUGGAGUUCAGGCACUACAGGUUUGAGAUAGUUUGCUCUGAGUACCAGGAGAACUUUCUGAGCUUCUCCGAGAGCUUGUCGGAGGCCUCCGAGUACCAGACAGACCAGGUGUAGGCUGUCCUCUGGCAAGGGGGGGAGGGGGGCAGGUGUGGGCUCAGGGGGUAAACAUGACCUCAUUUACACUUUGGGAUGAGUUUGUUUUCAUGUGCAAUCAUGGGGGCAUUGCCAAAGGGCUCGGAGGGCCCCGGGGGAGCAGCUGUGGGCUGGGAGAGCAGCGGCUCCCUCCUCAGCCAGAGCUGCCCAGGCUCCAUCACACGGCUCAGCAGCCAGCCCUGGAGGGGCUCUGCUGGGACAGGCUGCCCUGCAGAGGAGGAGGUGAAGGAAAAGGGCUUCUCCAGGCACCAAGAGCCUUCAGGAGUGGCUGGUUCCUAGGGCACCAGACUGCAUCUUUCACGUGUUUCUUGUGUUGCUUGGCUGCCAGCUGGUGGAAGAUGGUAGGGAGAGAGACAGCGAGUGGCUGUUCCUCCUGCACUUGGAAGCAGGCAGUGGAAGACCCCAACUGGAUGGUCUCUGUGUUGGGCAGGCAGGCAGGCAUCUCCUCCAGCCUAGAAAGCAGCAAGGUGGCCAAGGCAGGUCUGGGAGAAACUGCUGUGAUGAGGGCAUGUGGUGGAUGCUGCCUUGUGGCUGCCAGGCCAGAGGAGCUGGGACAGUGGGGUCCUGUGCU
Messenger RNA from Dryobates pubescens (Downy woodpecker), 1566 nucleotides. It is a transcript of the gene TMEM150C, whose product is annotated as transmembrane protein 150C. The transcript has 8 exons. Bases 153 to 956 code for a protein of 267 amino acids. The record is from RefSeq and is a predicted model, not a curated record. NCBI's taxonomy places the organism in Eukaryota, Metazoa, Chordata, Aves, Piciformes, Picidae.